AUGCAACUGAAUCCAUGGGCAUCUGCUAGCCUUUGUGACCCAGUUCGUUUGGCAGCAUCAGGGUCAAGGCGCAGUUCUUCAUCAGCCACAGAAGAGACACCACUUUGCCACCUGCGUACGCGGGCUUGCGUUGACGAAGGCGGAUUGAUAUCCCUUCUGAAAUCAUACACACACAAGGGCACCCUGGCAACACGGGACAUUUUGCUAUGGUCUACCAGCCUGAUUAUAGGGUUUCGCCUUUUAACCAAGGCAGAAGCCCAUUUAUUUGAGCUCGGGUUAGAAAGCUGGGCAUUGCAGCUCACGCGGCUUCGGGCGAAAAUCACAGAAGCCUUCCUCCAGCUUUCGCUCCAAUCGCAGAGAUCCACUUCUGUUGAGAACAGCUUUGGAAGCGUGCAUCCAGCCGUGUCCCUACUAGAGGCAUCGCUUAACAUACAAAUAUUCAGGGGAGCCAUGGCAUGCGGGUUUUUAAAUGAAGCUCAAGAGUUGUUGCCACUUUUCUCCCCGUCGGCCAUUCGAUCAUGGACAGAAGCGCUAGGACAGGUGACUGAGGCUUGCGGAGGACUUUCAAAAACGCUGGGGAGACAAGCUUGUUGCUUAUCUGUUGUGACAUUGCAACGAACAUGCUCGCUUAUAUCUAUAGGCGAGCUGCUGAUUACUCUCGGAGAGCAGUGCUUACUGAUUGGGGAGGUCGGCCUUAGUUCCGUGCUGGGCUGUUCAGCCUCCUCCUACUUGCCAAGCCUGCAGGACUUCAAAGACUGCAACCCCAACCUUUUUACUCGGCAGGUGACAUUGUUGGCCUCGUCUCGGUUUCGCCAGGGUGAUGUGAAUGGUUCACUGGAGCUACUUGACACGGUCACAAGCUUGCCAAAUUUCGCCGAGCUUGAAGUUCCGGUGGCCCUUAACUUUGCUGAGGCUUUAUGGAACUUACAUGCUUCCAGGGGCACUCUUCUGAAAGCUAUACCAGUGCUUAAGCUUAUUGAGUUGACUUUAGUGGAGCUUGCUUCAAGCACUGCAGCGGGCUUCACCUUGGACAAAAGUGGUAACAUCGUAGUCCGACCUCCCGCUUCACAUCCAGGAUCCCAGCAAUUUUCUAGUUUUGCUUCUACUCGAGGCGAAAAGGCCAGCAAAACGGGUGCAUGGUCAAGCCGAUUUCACCAGUCUCGGUUUGGCAGAGGGGCUGCAACUGCAGAGGUUCCUCAAUGGCCACUGAGUCUUUCCGUGUGGAAACACCGUCUAAAGGGGCUCGAAGUUGAUUAUAUAUUUUCUCUGUACUGCCUCGGAUGGACGGCCGAAGGAGGCAGCCUGCAUUUCCAUUGGAAAGAGAAAUUUCUCGAGGCCGUGAAUAUUUUAUCAAACUUGCUGGACCGAACUGAAGAGCUUGCCGUCCCACUGAAACCGUUGAGGGUGUGCGCCACCAAUUGUCUUCGAGCAGUUCGUUUUCUACAGGCAGCGAUGCGGUUUCUGUGGACAGACCAAGAAAACUUUACAGCUUACCAUUGGGAAAGGCGCAAAAGCUCCGCUGCGGGGUUGAGCUACUGUAGCAGCGAUUCACUUGUAACGCCCGUUGACUUGAAAGAAUGCAGUGAAGCUCUUCACAGAGUCCUAGCAGGACUCGACUUGGAGUCAAAAGCCACGUUAAACUUCAUUACAUCUGGCAGCGGACAGCGCUGGACUCAUCAGUCUGCUCUGGCGUGGGCUGACAUGGUUACCGUGGCUGGAGUUCACUUGGUCUGUUUCCGCCAUCAGCUACAGCUAGUGACUUUAGAAUUUUGGAGAGCAGACCUUCACCAAGUUAUCGGUGGAACACAGAACAUUCGUACAAGGGGCAACAGCAAUAUUCUCCCCUCGGAUACUGCUCAGUGCACCCUUUCAAAAGUUUGUGCCGACGAGAAGCGACGUGCCCUGCAGCAAUGGCUCUACGAAAGUCAAUAUGAAGAUGCCUUUUCUCUUAAUUCGAUGAAAGCUGAGCAGCAACGCCUCGCAGAAGCUGCAGAGGAUCUUGGAGCCGUUAGGACUGUAGGUUUGUGCCGACGUGAGACUGGUAAGGGUAAUGUCUGCAGCGACGUCUCCGGCAAGUCCCUUCUCGAUGUUCAGUGGGCAUGCCAGUGCUCAGUUGUGAGGCAUCAACAGUCGUUCUUACAAGCUCUCCACAGAUUGAUUGCACAAGAAAGAGGCCUACAGGAGCUGUGCCCAUGGGCGCAAGAUGAGACACAGGACCAGGCAUCACGAGAUCUCUGGAUUGAAGAUAUUCGGAGUGCUGUUGCAUUUGUAAGUAAUUAUACGGGGAGGCGGCGCAUGAUGCAACAUUUCCCCCUGGUGUUUGUAGAUUGCAAAACAUCCUGGAUGAUUUUGCAUGCGUCACAUCUAAACCAAGAUUAUACGGACGGACGAUGCCAUCUGGUGCGAAUGCAUUGUGUCGUUCAGGCAGACAAGGGCGCGAAAGGCCAACAGAGGUGGUUGAACUAUCUAGCUGCUGUUUUAUAUCGAGAUCCACGAGGAAAUCACAGUCAACCUAUUGCUUCUACUGAGGUCGAGGAAACAUUUUCAGCUUGCAUUGCGAGUGGCCACCUCACUGAGGCAACAUUCCUAGGCGAGGAGCUUCUCAGCAGUGUUUUCGGGAAUAGGAAUCUAGAGCAUUUAGACCGCGCAUUCGCCACAAUCGUCACUCUGCAGGCUGCCAAGGUUGCCCAAAUCGCAAAGCUGCUGCAGUUACAACUUAUGGACCCACAAAUGACAGAGAGCGUCGCCAUAGAGGAAGCUCGGCGGUUAAAGGAGUCUUGGAGAGAUGCUGGAGCCUUGCCUAGAUUUCAAGCUGUCAACAAGUGGGCGCGUAGCUGA
This is a messenger RNA of Eimeria tenella, 2838 nucleotides long. Its product is annotated as subtilisin-like protease, putative. Bases 1 to 2838 code for a protein of 945 amino acids. The transcript has 4 exons. Lineage: Eukaryota; Apicomplexa; Conoidasida; Eucoccidiorida; Eimeriidae. The record is from RefSeq and is a predicted model, not a curated record.